Messenger RNA from Chenopodium quinoa (quinoa), 2483 nucleotides. RefSeq lists its product as uncharacterized. The record is from RefSeq and is a predicted model, not a curated record. Lineage: Eukaryota; Viridiplantae; Streptophyta; Magnoliopsida; Caryophyllales; Amaranthaceae. The transcript has a single exon. Gene Ontology annotation, biological process: pollen-pistil interaction. The coding region runs from base 820 to 2163 and encodes 447 amino acids.
UCAUCACACUUUCUAAACAUCCAUUGACCCACAAUUAAGUACUACAUUCAUUAAAGGCGAGUGAGCCAUAUAAUAAUCAACCAGACAACCACCAAUAGACUAUAUGACCUUCUCUACUAGUGAAAAUAUCCAAAGAAAUAGGGAAAAUUAACUUUGUAGUCUUGUACCCAUGAGCCACAACAAUCACAGUCUAAACAGAAAAUAGUUUUACAACUAAGAAAGCCAUAAAUCUGGACCCCAUAAUUCAAACAUCCCAACAUUCCCAACCAGAACGCCAGUAAAAGAGAAGUGUCGUUAAAAUUAGUGAAAAAUGCACGUGAAUGCUCUUCUGGCCACGACCAGGAAACAUCACGAGAAGCCGGAGAUAUGAAUUUUGGUUUGCUUUUUCAAAAAGAAUAUUUGCACUCCAUCUUACUUCUAAUUCAAGGUUAAUACACUUCAUUAAUAUUUUUCUAUUUGAGGUCAGUCUUUACCUAUUCCAAGCCCCAAACUUUUGGCAAUUUUCUUGUUAAAUCUUUCUAUAUUUGUUCAAUUUGGGGUCUUUUGAGAUCUGGGUAUUGGUUAAUUGUUGCUAAAUUGGUCAAUUGGAAGCAAGAUUGAAGUGGGUUUCUUGAUUAUUAUUUGCUGGAAAGUUGAUUUUUGUUAUUGUUGUUUGUAGAAUUUUCUGGGGUUUUUGUGGUUUAGAUGAAAAAAACUUGGAGAUCAUAUGCAUGUGUUUUGGGGUUUUAAUAAUGUUUGAUGUUAGGGUUUUUUUGAGACCUGGGAUUUGUCUUUAGUUGAUGCUUUUGAGAGAGUGAUUUGGAUUUUUUGACUUACCUCAUGAGUUUGUGGAAUUUCAAGAUUUGGAAAUUAUCUCAUUCCCCUUUUAAUUCCUUGAUUUGUAAGUGUCUUGCUUUGGUUGUUGCUGCUCUGGUGUUGAGAGCUGUUCUGUUCCCCAAUUUCUCUGGGGUUGAUGUGAGAGGGAAGCUGGUUGUGAGUGAUAUUCGUGCUCGGCCAUUAGAAAAGGAUUCGGAUUAUGGGAUUCGUCAAGGCAAGUAUGUGGAGGUUCCACAAAUUGUUUGGGGGUUAAACAAUCAAAAGAUAGCAUUUGCCAGGGCGUGCCUCACUGCUCGAAUGCUGAACCGGACCCUUCUGAUGCCGAGUCUGAGUGCUUCAUUGUUCUAUAAGGAAAUAGAUCAGUUGCAGCCCAUUUCUUUCGAUAAGUUGUUCCAAUUUAGGAAGUUUAAUUCUCUCUGCAAUGGGUUUGUUCGGUUGGGCCAGUACUCGGAGCUAUUGAAUCAGACUGAAGUUCUGGAGCUGCAGAAAGGGAGUGGAAGAAAGUGGACAUUGGUGAGAGACUUUGAUCAAUUAAAGGAAUUCAGCAGAGACCCGUAUGAUCAGUAUGAAGUCAUACGCAUUGUAGGGAAGAACCCAUUUCUCUGGCAUGAUCAUUGGCCUGUGAAGGACUAUGCUAAGGUGUUUGAGUGCUUAGCUUUAGUUGAUGAGUUUGCGAAAGAAGCAGAUCGAGUUGUUUCUAAGAUUAGAGCUGUAGGGGGAGAAGCGAUAGGUGAAAAAUUGGCGCCUGAGCUAGGUCAGGGUGCUAAUGGCGUCAGAUCCAAGUUGCAGCCUAUGCCUUAUAUGGCUGUUCAUAUGAGGAUAGAGAAAGACUGGAUGAUUCAUUGUAAGAAGCUAGAGCAAAGAUCCAACAUCAAUGAAAUUUGUAGCAGCAAGGAAGAAAUUAUUGAACGAGUGGGGAACAUUAAGGAGCUGAGUAAACCAACAGUCAUUUACCUAGCUGUUGCAGAUAGUCUGUUGGAAGACAAGACAAUAUUGAAUGGCUGGCAAGAAGGGUUGCUUCCUUUCGAGAAAAAGAAGCUAGGUGUUAGUCAGAUUUAUGACAAAUACCCAUAUCUUAUCAAGUCAGCAAUUGACUAUGAAGUAUGCUUAAGAGCAGAUGUUUUUGUGGGGAACAGCUUUUCUACUUUCUCUAGUCUCAUAGCACUUGAGAGGACACAGAAGAUGAUCCGUAUGGGAGUUUCAAGUUCUUGUAACAACAGCAUAAGGUGGCCUUCAUAUGCCUACAAUAUAAUGGGGGACUUUGGUGGUCCAAGAAAGUGGCUGACAAAUAUGUCAGACACAAGCCUUCAAGCUAUUAGCUAUGGUUCCAAUCAUGUCACAUGCUGAAUGUCUUGCCACACUGUUCUUGAACAGACAUUCCAUGAUUGGUGCACAUGAUUCUUGGUAUACUGAUUGCUGGUAUGAUUGGAAAUCUUAAUUUGAUUCAUAUUGAGAGGAGCAGAUAGCUUGGGGCAUAACAUACUAUUUUGUACUCGAGCUAUCAUUUGGGAUAUGCUCUGCGAGCAGCUUGGUAUUGAUGAGGUCACCAAAGGAAUGCUGUUCCCAGCUUCAUGGAAUUUACAGGUUUAACUGUUGGGAAUAGAUAUUAUUUUAUUGCAUUUCCAUUCUUUGAUACUGUUUUUUUUUUUUUUUUUUGGAAGAUGUAC